Rhododendron vialii is the source of this 2562-nucleotide messenger RNA. RefSeq names its product subtilisin-like protease SBT3. The transcript has a single exon. The record is from RefSeq and is a predicted model, not a curated record. Gene Ontology annotation, biological process: proteolysis. Lineage: Eukaryota; Viridiplantae; Streptophyta; Magnoliopsida; Ericales; Ericaceae. Gene Ontology annotation, molecular function: serine-type endopeptidase activity. The coding region runs from base 63 to 2333 and encodes 756 amino acids.
UCUUGUUUUCUCUAUAUAAGCCUUCAUCAAAGUACUCUAAAUUCAAUCAACACAUAUCGAAAAUGGCCCCUCACUUCCCCUUGUAUGUUUUCCUCCUUUCUUUAACAAUCCCACAAUUCAUAUCCACUUUGGCCGAAUUAGAUAAUUACAUUGUCCACAUGGACUUAUCAGCCAUGCCAAAAGCCUUCUCUAGCCACCACACUUGGUACUUGGCCACCAUUUCUUCCAUACUGGAUAACACUAGAGCCACCACCACUACCACCACCACUACCUCUUUGUCCUCCUCCUCUAAGCUCAUCUAUGGAUACAGUAAUGCCAUCCAUGGUUUUAGUGCUAGUCUCUCUCCAUCCGAGUACGAAGCGAUAAAACAAUCCCCGGGCUAUGUUUCUUCCUAUAGAGAUAUGCCGGUUAAAAUCGACACAACUCACUCGACCGAAUUCCUUGGGCUAAAGUCGGAGUCGGGUACGCUGCUAGCUGCAGAACAGGGAAAAGGUGUCAUAAUUGGGGUGGUCGACACGGGGAUAUGGCCAGAGAGCAAGAGCUUCAACGACGAUGGAAUGACUGAAGUGCCCUCAAGGUGGAAAGGAGAGUGCGAAACUGGCACCCAAUUCAACUCAUCAAUGUGCAACAAGAAGCUUAUUGGAGCUCGUUUCUUCAACAGAGGCCUUCAUGCAAAAUUCCCCAAAUUGGCCUUUUCGAUGAACUCCUCACGGGACACCGACGGGCAUGGCACCCACACUUCUUCCACGGCAGCCGGGAACUACGUCGAGGGCGCGUCGUAUUUCGGCUAUGCUUCGGGAACUGCCCGAGGCGUGGCUCCAAGGGCUCACGUGGCCAUGUACAAGGCCUUGUGGGACGAAGGUCCGUACUCAUCCGACAUCAUCGCCGCGAUUGAUCAGGCGAUGAUCGAUGGCGUUGAUGUUCUCUCCCUCUCCUUUGGCUCGGACGGUCUCGAAUUGUACGAAGACCCCAUCGCCAUAGCUACAUUUGCAGCUAUGGAGAAGGGUAUUUUUGUCUCUACAUCAGCAGGAAACGAGGGGCCUGACAUUGCGUCACUCCACAAUGGGACCCCUUGGGUCGUCACUGUUGCUGCUGGCACCGUGGACCGGGAAUUCCAAGGGCUUAUUACCCUUGGCAACAACGUUUCAAUCUCAGGCUCUUCUCUCUUUCCAGGGAAUUCAAAUCCAUCUCAAUUCCCACUUGUUUUCAAGGGUUUCUGCAAUAAUACCGAGGAAUUGAAAAAUGUUGGGCACAAGAUUAUUGUGUGCCAAGACAAGGACGAUUCCCUAGGCGAGCAAGUUUACUAUGCCCAAAAUUCAAGUGUGACCAUGGCGAUCUUCGUUACCAACACGAAGGAUUUGGAAUUCUACAUUCAGACCACAUUUCCCGCAAUUUUUCUCAAUCUUGAAAAGGGAGAGAUUGUUUUGGACUACAUCAAAAACGGUGACGACCCAACGGCGAAAAUCGAUUUUCAUCAAACGGGACUGGGGACUAAACCAGCACCUAAAGUGGCUAGCUAUAGCUCAAGAGGCCCAUCCCCAAGCUGCCCAUUUGUGCUCAAGCCUGACCUUAUGGCCCCUGGCUCAUUGAUCCUAGCCGCAUGGCCUCCAAAUAUUCCAACGGGGGAUUUGGCCACCGGGCCGCUUUUCGGUCAGUUCAAUAUCUUGUCGGGCACGUCCAUGGCCUGCCCUCAUGGUGCAGGGGUCGCAGCGCUUCUCAAGGCGGCUAGGCCUGAUUGGGGCUCGGCCGCCAUUCGUUCCGCCAUGAUGACCACUUCUUAUUCGAACGACAACGAUUUCAACCCGAUUAAAGACCUUGGAAAUAACGACAAAGUUGCUACUCCUUUAUCCAUCGGGUCCGGCCAUGUUGACCCAAACAAGGCGCUAGACCCCGGUCUAAUAUACGAUGCGAACAUCACAGACUACGUGAAUCUUCUUUGUGGAUUAAAUUUCACCGCAAAACAAAUACAAACCAUCACGAGGGGGACUCCUUAUAAUUGUUCAAACCCGACUUUGGACAUCAACUACCCUUCUUUCAUUGCAUUUUUCAACGCAGAUGCGCCCGAAACUGUGCAAGAAUUUUCUCGUACGGUGACCAACAUUGGAGUGGGAAUGACGAAUUAUAUAGCGAAAGUGACACCAAUGGAGGGGUUCAUACUUAAGGUUGUGCCUGAGAAACUGGUUUUUAGAGAGAGGAGCGAGAAGCAGAGCUACAAGGUGAGUAUUCAAGGACCGAAAACAAUGAAGGAGGGUACGUUGGCGUUUGGGUAUCUGACUUGGGUUGAGGUUGAGGGUGACCAUGUGGUUCGAAGUCCGAUAGUGGCAUUAAGUUAGAGUUCAUAAGUGUUCAAAAUAUUUACAUGUGUUUAGCCCGCUUAUAAGUUUGAGAGUCUGCUACACAUAAGUUUACACAUGAGUGGACGUGUUGAAUGUAUAAAUAAUAAAGUUGUCCAUCUCUCUAAUAGCUUAAGCUUUUAGAUGAGUUGAUAGUAACAAUCGAAUAAUAAGUAGUGAGACAAAUCGUAUUCAGUGUAAUAAUCUUCCAUCAAUAUUUGUUCUUAAA